UCUUGACCUGGAUAAAUCUUGGAUGUCUCCCACAAUGCACUGCAAGCUUCAUCCACUUCCUCUUUUCGCCAUAUCGCAGACCCGGCAUCAUGGUGCGCAUGAAUGUUCUUGCGGAUGCUCUAAAGAGCAUCAACAAUGCUGAGAAGCGCGGAAAACGCCAGGUCCUCAUCAGGCCCUGCUCCAAGGUCAUUGUGCGCUUCCUCACUGUCAUGAUGAAACACGGUUACAUUGGUGAGUUUGAGAUCAUUGACGACCACAGAGCCGGAAAAAUAGUAGUCAAUCUCACAGGCAGACUGAACAAGUGUGGUGUGAUCAGUCCACGUUUUGAUCUCCAGAUCAAAGACUUGGAGAAGUGGCAGACAAACCUGCUGCCCUCGAGACAGUUCGGGUAUCUUGUGAUGACGACCUCAGCUGGCAUCAUGGACCAUGAAGAGGCCAGACGGAAACACACAGGAGGAAAAAUCCUCGGUUUCUUUUUCUAAAAUACAAAACUGCAAAUAAAAAGUAAUU
Messenger RNA from Thalassophryne amazonica, 510 nucleotides. It is a transcript of the gene rps15a, whose product is annotated as ribosomal protein S15a. Gene Ontology annotation, molecular function: structural constituent of ribosome. Gene Ontology annotation, cellular component: ribosome; cytosolic small ribosomal subunit. Gene Ontology annotation, biological process: translation. NCBI's taxonomy places the organism in Eukaryota, Metazoa, Chordata, Actinopteri, Batrachoidiformes, Batrachoididae. The record is from RefSeq and is a predicted model, not a curated record. The transcript has 5 exons. The coding region runs from base 90 to 482 and encodes 130 amino acids.